This is a messenger RNA of Anopheles bellator, 4788 nucleotides long. RefSeq names its product negative elongation factor A (gene Nelf-A). NCBI's taxonomy places the organism in Eukaryota, Metazoa, Arthropoda, Insecta, Diptera, Culicidae. Gene Ontology annotation, cellular component: NELF complex. The record is from RefSeq and is a predicted model, not a curated record. The transcript is spliced from 4 exons. Gene Ontology annotation, biological process: negative regulation of transcription elongation by RNA polymerase II. Bases 1 to 3651 code for a protein of 1216 amino acids.
AUGGCGAACGUGCGGGACAGCGACAUUUCUCUGUGGCUACAUAAUAAGCUUGGAACAUCAAACGACUCUUGGAUAAGCGGCUCAAUCACCUCCCAGCUGAACAAGGAAGUGCUACGCAACAUCAAAGAAUGUUUUCCGGACUUACAGACGCAGGUGAAGCUGAAAUUGCUGCUCAGUUUCUUCCAAAUUCCGCGACGGAUCGUCGAAGAGUGGAAAACCGAAUUGGAAGAAGUGAUCGAGGUGGCCGGUCUCGACUCGGAGCUAUGGGUAUCGAUGAUUGCCGAAACGAUAAAAACCCUGCCGACCACGGGCUCGCUCAACACAGAGAUCUCAGACUACGAGGAGACGCGACCAAUUUUUACCGACAUGGUCAACGAGCUGAGGCGGUUGGUGGUGAAGAACGCCGAUCUUGGUAUGCUUCCGCUCGAAUGUCAGUAUCUUAACAAAUCGGCUCUGGUGUCGGUCGUGGGCCAGCAAACCGCGCCGGUAAAACACUUCACGCUCAAGCGCAAACCGAAGAGUGCGGCCUUACGCGCCGAACUGCUACAGAAGUCAUCGGAUGCUCAGAGCUGCCUAAAGAAGAUAUCCGCACCGACAGUGCCUUUACGGUCGCGUGGCAUUCCCCGCAAGAUGACCGAUACGACGCCACUGAAGGGAAUCCCGUCACGUGUGCCAACCGGCGGAUUCCGCUCACCACCAGCUACGGCCGGUCAGUCGCGCCCGGCCAUGAAUCGAACGCCGGCUAGUCGGAAAGAUGGUGGCAUCAAACUGCUCGAGAUUGGCGAGCAACCGUUAGGCUACGCGGCGGCAAAGAAACGGAAGCGUGAACAGGAACGCGAGGAGCAGGCGAAGAAGGUGGCCGAACAGCAGAGUCAAAGUGUGACCGAUUCCAAACCUGUGCCAAGCACACCGACCACGCCGCCACCCGCUGUCACCACAACGCCCGACUAUGCGGCUGGCUUGACCGCACCGUCAACGGUGUAUAGUCAGCCGGCUACACCGAUGCCGGCGACGUCAGGCAGCAAGGAAUCGUCGGCCAGCAUAAUGUCCUCAACUAUCGUAAAUUCCACACAGCCGCCGGCGCAGCAACAACAGCAACAGUCCCUGUCAGCGGCCCCUCAGCGGCCACAGCAAACCACAACGCAACCGACAAUAACGUCUCAACAGACACCUCAGCAGCCGCAGUCAACGCAAAUACCAAAAGUUGAAGACCAACCGAUGGAGAUCGGCCAGGAAGAGAGCAAGGAAACAAUCAGCCUGAUAUCGCCUCAGACUUCCGUUGCGGUAAGCUCGGUAUCGGGUGUGAGCUCCGUUCCCGUUCCUCCACUCGCGUAUCCUGCAUCGGCGAAAACGUUAACGGCGACAGUGCUGAAAACCGAACCGGGCAUCAUUGUUAGUACGGCCAGUUCGAACGUUACACUCUCGUCGCAACCGCCAUCGCUGGUGCGAACUAUUCCGAUAGCAACGAAGCAAAACAAAACGAUUCUUCAGGCGCAAUCUCCGGUGGCGACCACCGCUAUCGGUGGAGUGCACAUUAUUCAAAAAUCUACCGGAAAAACGAUUAGCGCGGCAGCGGCCGCCGCAGCCGCAGUGACCAGUAGCAGUACGAUGCAGCCUAAGAUAGAAAUCAUCUCGUCGGAAUCGAUCACUCCGGGAUCGGCGCUACACUCAUCGAUACCGAAAUCGACCACCAUAAUCAAUCGGGGCGGUAACAUACUGUUCACCACGAAACAGGUGCCGACGGUAGCGACAACGAGUGCGGCGGCAGGUGCAACAAUCAUUCAGCAGAAACCACCGCUCACGUCGUACGUGUUGAACACGAGUUCUCCCGGCAAGCAGAUUAACAUCCAGCGGAUAGUGUCGAGCGUGAAUGCGUCCGGCACGCCAACGCUCACCACGACCAUCUCUCGAGCCCAGCAUCAGCAACAUCUAUUGCAACACCAGCAGCAGCAACAGCAGCUUUUGCAGUCGCAACAGUCCGUGGGAGUGGCUUCGUCACAGCCUACGAGAAUCGUGCAAAUCAAGACGGCCCCGACGGUUUCGCUCAACAACAACCAGCUACUGCAGAAUAUUCCUCCGCUCAUAUCGACACAGAUGCCAGCAGGUAAUGCACAACCGACGAUACUGAACAUACAGCCGGUUCAACAGCAGCAGGGGCUAGUUCAAGGGCAGCAGAAUCAACUGCAGAUUACGCCCACCACCGCACCGCAAAAGCGCACGAUUACGAUAACGGCGCAAAAUCCGCCCACAUCGGGCAUCACUUCGUCGGUGGCGCAGAUCCUGCAGCAACAGCAGCAGCUGCAGCAGCAACAACAACAACAGCAUCAAGCUUUGCAAGCAAAUGCGGCCACGCUUGUCGGCCAGCAACCGAAGUACGCGCAGGUGAUGAUGUCACCGAAUGUGAAAGGCAACACGAUCUACCUGACGAACGCUUCAAGUGUACCGAACGUGCUGCAGCAGAAAGGAGUUAUUCUUCGCACGGUGGACGCGUCUGGCAAUACCGUUUAUCAGCAGCUGCAAAUGCAGAAUGUGUCCGGGCUGGGCGGUGCAACGAUACUGACCGGACCGCCGGGUCUCAUCAAAACCGAGCCCGACACGAAGCUUAGUCAAAUUCCUGCCCUCGUCCCGACCGGUUCGUUGCACCAAAACAUUCCGGCACUAACACCGGUCGUAAUACAGCCGGCGGUCGGCGGUGGGCAGCAGCAAACCGGCGCCACCACGAUGGUCGUGCAGCAACCGCAACAAACCUCCACGAUACCGGCGCUGAUAACGAACAUUUCCCAGCAGCAACAACAGCAACAGCAAGUCAAGCAGCAAGUGAUCUUCCGCCAGGCCGGUGCGAACAACGUGCAAACGAUUCUACCGCAAGGCAUUACGCUUAUCCAGCGGCCGGCCCCGGGACAACCAAAGCUAGUGCAGACGAUCCAAGCUCAGCAAACGACUGCGACAAGCACCCUCGGUGCUGGUGGUCAGCGGACCAUCAUCACGCAAAUCCCUCAACACCAACAGCAAUCGCAGCAGCAGCCCCAGCAACAACAUACUAUCCAAUUCCAAGCACCGGGAACGCAACGAACCGGCGGCACCACGAUUCAGCUCGUGCAGCAACCGCAACAAACCCAGUUGCAACAGCAGCAAAUCCAACGAACCCAAUCGAUUGUUUCCACUGGUGGUACUACUGCCGUUACCAUACAGCAGCAAUCUCAAGGCGGUGGCGGUGUUCAGCAGCAACAACAAGCGCAACAGCCCCAACAGGCCGGCGCUAGGAAAGGCCUCUCCAUUUCGAGCAAGUAUUACAUGGAAGCACAUGAUAUGUUCAAGCGGGCGAAUUGCGUAUCUCGCCUAGAGAAGGCGAUCAUAAUCGGAUUCAUGGCCGGCUACCGGGACAAUCCACGACCGAAUCCGGAAAAUAUAGUCACCAUCAAGCUGAACGAAAGCAUUGAAAAAGUACACCAAUCUGACGACCGAACAGCGAUGAUGCUGGUGGAAUCGCUCAUCACGCUCGACUACAACACGGGUCAGUGGAAAACAUUCCGAAAGUAUCGCGAAGUCGAGCCGGGCCAGCAGCUCACCGAAGGCGGUGACGCGUUGGCGGCUAGCGGAGCGGCUUCGGCCGCGCCUACCCCUGGUCAGCAGAACUCGGUAGUUAUUUAAUGUUUGUUGUAAAAUGCGCCAAAAAAUGGAAAAGAAAACCGAAAAAUAGGCAAAACCUGAAAAAAUCAAGUGGAUAAAUAUCUCUUAGCCAAAUAGGGACACAUCGGAAGCUGUAACCACACCGUGACCGCGAAUGUGACAGUGUGUGGUGGUGGUGGAUGAUGCGCUCUGCUUAGAGACUGUUGUUAAUGCGUAGAUUCGGGUAGGCACACACGGCGGCAAAUGCUAGUCGUAGCCGGUUUCGUUAGCGCCUUUGUUUGCAGGGUAACAGUUUGGCGGAAGGAUUCUAAGAAUCGUGGUAUUUUGUGUAGAGGUUAAUUUGUGUUCCGUCGUUCAGCUUCCUGGGGCUCGGAUUUCUUAACCUAAGAUCGCAGUUUAUCACCCAUCUUAGUCAAAGUUAGUUUGUAGUAUGGUCUUAGAAGAAAACGGCAGAUGAAUUUUCGGGAGUAUCUUUUCCUUCUCUUUCUUUCUUUCAUACGCGGUCUGGUGCAAUGUGUUGACGUCCGUUCGCGAUUUUUUCAAUCUUAGAGGAACGGACUGGGCCGUAUUUAUUAUGUUCACGAUUUACUUCUUUCUUAAAAACUUGUCUUCAGUUCAGUAGUUUCAUCACCAUCAAGGCUAUAGCAGUGGGAAAGUUCGAAACAUAUACGAACGUACGCGUUAGACAAAUGUCAUAAACUAACGAGAUAGUCCUUUCUUUUACUAUCGGAAUUUAUUUGAUCAGUGACGAUGUUGCAUUUGAGUUCCGUGUGAAGUUGAUUCCGUUGGAUGGGUAAUAAACAUCAAACAUAUACUUGCUUCAGAAGUGCGUUGCUUACUUGGAACAAAACUGCGAACCCGCAACAAUAGGGACGUCUAAAUGGAUUGAAACCCCUUUCGUUGGUAGGAUGGAACCAGGUAGGAGCUUAGAAGACAGAAGGCAGACCUCUAGUAAAAUGGGUGGAGCAGCAUCGGCACGGCGCGAUUAAAUGUGAACUAGUUAAAUGUGUACAGUCUGGGUAGAUGCGCCAUUGUUGGCCGGUGCAGGGGGCAGGGAGCAACAGGAAAGCUGCCGAUGCCUCAGGAAGAAGCUAGGCACAUGGAAAAAACAUGCAAUGAUAGUAAAUGUGUAAUGCUGCAGGCUUCUGACGAUACGAA